This is a messenger RNA of Cavenderia fasciculata, 1602 nucleotides long. RefSeq lists its product as uncharacterized. The coding region runs from base 1 to 1602 and encodes 533 amino acids. The record is from RefSeq and is a predicted model, not a curated record. The transcript has 13 exons. NCBI's taxonomy places the organism in Eukaryota, Evosea, Eumycetozoa, Acytosteliales, Cavenderiaceae.
AUGCGUUGCCAAAAAGCGCUAAAUCAUGGAGAUCUGUGUAACUUCACUUUUACUGACCAAAAUUCUAUUUUCGAUCACGGUUAUGAUCACUAUGGAGUAUGUAUCCAAUGUGGAGCUGAAGUCUCGAAACAGACAAUGAAAAGUCACAACCACAAAACCAGUGAAAAACACAAUAAAAAUCAUGUUUCAGAAAUUUUAAAACAAUUUAUCAAAGAAUUAGUUGGAGAUGAUGAUUAUGAAGAAGCAUUAAAGUUGUUCUCAAGAAGGAGAAGAAGACACACUAGGUUGAAUAAUGCAAUGAGAUAUGAUAUCUCGGAAGAAAGUAGUACCACAACUUUUCAAGACCUUCUUGAAUUAUACCCACUUGAGGAGAUUCUUCCCCCCAGUGCAGCAAAUGGAGCAUACGUACCCCUUGGUUCCUCCCAAGAGGCUUCCUGGGAGACGUUUGCCUCAUCAGUCUCUAAUGCAGAAAAUGAAUAUCUUAACCUGUUCCAAAAAGAUGUAGACGAUAUGUGGGUUCACAUAAGUGAGACAACAUACAACCACUUUUAUUCAACCAACAAAUGGGCAUCUAUAGUCAAUGGUGAUACAAAUGGUUGCCACAUAUUUCUGGAAUUUUUUCUAGAUUCAUUUAUGACUGGAUCCAAUGGUGCAUCUCAAUACGGUUUCUAUAUGGGGAUCAUAAACUCAACAUUGAAGCUGCCCAGAAAAAUUUUGAUAGCAAUAUUCCCAAAGGGUGCGCUUCCCAUUCAAUUUUGUUUGAAAAGAAUAAUCUCCCAUUGGAAGGAUUUAUUAGUAUACAAUCUUGAACCGGCACAAAGAGAAAUAAUGAAACAAAGAGGGAUUGACUUGGGUCUCAAAGAUAGUCCUAAAAUUACACCUGAAGAGGUUUUAAACUGCCAAGGAAUAAUUAAUAACUACAAGAGCGAGAUCGGAGGAAAUUUAGAACUAUCAAAGAUAAAUGCUUUCACUGGAAACACAAUGCUCAAACUGAUGACCUUUUCUCUUUAUAUAUUUGGCUGGAUGAAAACUCAUGAUAACAUUCGAUACCAACGUGUCUACAAGUGUUUAUUGAUUCAUGUCAGAUAUUUUUUUAUGUUACGUCAAAGAACCAUCACCGAAAAAGACAUCUCAACGAUUGAACAAUUAAUUUUGGAUUUUGGAAAUGAAUUUGAAUACUUAUACGGGUUCAAAAACCAUCAUAAAGCAACCACUACAAGAUUGACAAGGCCGAUGGAAAUCAAACGUACACGUCGUACUCCUCGGUCACCAUUCUCAGAGAGCAAUUCUCACUUGGCAAAUAUUUAUCAAUCACCAUAUGUUUCAAAUUAUGUUUCACAACAAUUCGAUUCAAACGAUAUGAACAAUGUAGAACAACCUACCAACACGUUUCCUACAUUUCUAUAUAACGCAAAUUCAACACAAAAUGAUCAUAAUGCAGGUGAUGAUAACAACCAGUACCAAUUGCAAAGUACAACAACUUAUAAGGUUCAAACACAUAGAUCAGAGCUCCACACGUCUACAAGUCUUUCGAAUAUGGGAAACGUUUUAGAGACAAGCUUAAACGAUGGAUUGAUGCUGAUAUCUUGGUUUUUGUCAUGA